AUGUCUUUAUCGUCACUGUCACCUCUCGCUUCUUUGUUACCUCCAGGAGUAUCCGUCACCAAGGGACUAGAGCUGUUCUUCCAAGUCGUUCAAGAUACGUUUACGACGAACCUCGUAGCAGCUGCAGCGGUGACAUGGAUGGGAUACGACAUCUGCUUGACGGUCGCUGAGGAGGUUGAACUCGUUUGGAGGGCAAGAUGGACGUUAUCCAAGUUUCUGUACAUUGGUGUCAGGUAUUAUGGCUUUGCAGCGGCAUUGUUCUAUUUCGUAGUGAACACAAGCAUGUCAGUACCCUUUCAGAGAUGCCGUGGUUGGGGCUACUACGGAGCGUUCGGCGCAACGACACCUAUUGUGCUCCUGAGCGAGGCAUCAUUCCUCCUACGCAUAUGGGUAGCUUAUGGAAAGAGCAAGAAGAUCCUCGCCUUCGUUCUCGUUUGCUAUAUCGCCGAGAUCGCAAGCUCUCUUGCGAUCGGUAUCGUAGAGGGGCGAAACUUAAUUGUCUUGCAGCGUCCAUCCGGUUUUCCCCUCCCCGGGUGUUUCACCACUGCCACGGUUUCUCUCAAAAAUACCCUGCCGGCUUGGGUCGUGACCUGUGCUACCUCCACCUCCUAUCUAGUGCUAAUGAUCCAUCAGUUCGUCAAUAGUCACGCAUUCAAAGCAGAGCUGAUCAGAGUACGACGUGAUCCCCUUGGCGAGUGGUUUCAACUGCACAAAUUAAGUCCGCUGGUAUACCUGCUUGUCACGGAUGGCCUUCUCUAUUUCGCAAUGAUGUUCUCUGCUAGCACGCUGAAUAUGGCCAUAACCAUCCACUUCAAUCGCAGAGAGAUUCAAGCCACGGGCGUGCCGGUGAUUCUCGCCGUCUCCUCGAUAUCGGCUUCGCGCCUUACGCUCAACUUGCGUGGGGUCACCGCUCUGCAGCGCGAGAAAUUCCCAAGUCAAUAUACCACCAUGUACUUUGAGCCGGCAGACGCACCAAGAGGGGGCUCGGCUGAGGAUCCCCGAGAGGCUUCGAUCGCGGACCGACCGUCUGCCACGAUUGUUGAUGCAUAG
Molecule: messenger RNA, 1050 nt
Organism: Dichomitus squalens LYAD-421 SS1
Lineage: Eukaryota; Fungi; Basidiomycota; Agaricomycetes; Polyporales; Polyporaceae
Exons: 17
Coding region: 1-1050 (349 amino acids)
Source: RefSeq, a predicted model, not a curated record